This is a messenger RNA of Penaeus vannamei (Pacific white shrimp), 1503 nucleotides long. The record is from RefSeq and is a predicted model, not a curated record. Lineage: Eukaryota; Metazoa; Arthropoda; Malacostraca; Decapoda; Penaeidae.
AUGACUUCCGUGGAGCUGAACUGCAGCUUCCCGCCCAGCGAGCUGGCGUGGGACGCGCCCUACAACCUGACGGCGGAGGCGGAGGCGAGCCUCAUGAACUGCUCGUUCCACGAGCGCCUGGGCGGCCUCACGUGCUCGGAGGCGGACGCGCUGUGCCGCUGCGCCAGGGACCUGUACCUGCUGUACUGCUUCCAGGCGCCCGAGUACUACUCGCUGCUGUACCGCGUGGUGGGCACGCUGUUCCAGGGCGUGAUCCUGGUGAUCGGCGUGGUGGGCAACGCCAUGGUGGUGGUGGUGGUGGCCCGCAACCGCAACAUGGCCACGCCCACCAACUGCUACCUGGUGAGCCUGGCCGUGGCCGACUGCGCCGUGCUGGUGGCCGCCGUGCCGCAGGAGAUCGUCAGCUACUUCCUGAUCGGCAACCACUGGAUCUGGGGGCGCGGCGGCUGCGCCAUCAUGAUCUUCCUGCAGAACCUGGGCAUCAACGCCAGCUCGCUCAGCCUGACGGCGUUCACGGUGGAGCGCUACAUCGCCAUCUGCCACCCGAUGAAGGCGCAGACGGUGUGCACGGUGGAGCGCGCCAAGAAGAUCACGCUGCUCGUCUGGCUCUUCGCCGUGUGCUACUGCGCGCCCUGGCUCUUCCUGACGCAGGUGGUGCCCCUGCGCUACGCCGUCGACUACCCGACGCAGGAGUGCACCUUCAAGCUGUCGCGCGACCAGUACCUCUACUACUACUUCACGGACAUCGUGGUGUUCUACGUGGUGCCGCUGCUGCUGUCCUGCGUCCUGUACUCGCUCAUCGCCCGCAUCCUGAUCGCGUCGCAGCUGCCGAAGGGCCCCUCCGGCGACCGCGUCAGGGGCGCGGCCAUCUCGCCCAGGGUGCAGGUGGUGAAGAUGCUGGUGGUGGUGGUGGCCAUCUUCGCGACCCUGUGGCUCCCGUACCGCACGCUGCUCGUCUACAACUCGCUGCUCGCCAUGUUCGGCCAGCAGCCCUUCAAGGACCUGUGGUACCUGCUCUUCGCCAAGACCUGCAUCUUCAUCAACAGCGCCAUCAACCCGAUCCUGUACAACGCCCUCUCCGUGAAGUUUCGCCGUUCAUUCAAGAAAAUGCUCUCGUGUGGUGUAGGCUCUUCCCUGGAUAAAGAAGUCUCCUGUCAACCCCGACACCCGACCAGCAAGAACGGUUGUCUGGCUACGUGCCGCGUGUGUGGUGCUGUGUCUGUGGCAAAUCGACUGUGUGUGUCUUGUCAGUCAAGUGCUCAGAACCAGAGUCCAAACAUCUGUCAUAGCACAUGUCUUGGCAACAACCAGGUGUUUGAUUGCUCUGACACCCAAAACCUACGUUCUCUCCUUGGCAUCGAAACAGAAGUCCUAUACGCUGAGGACCAACCCAUCGCUGAGGGCAACAGGGAUACAAAUACUAACGAGGAGGAGGAAGAACUUCUCCAGCUUGAAUCUCGAGUCUUGCAGCUCAGAGCAGAGUUGGCCAAAAAGAACUUCUAA